Messenger RNA from Penicillium psychrosexuale, 576 nucleotides. RefSeq lists its product as uncharacterized. The record is from RefSeq and is a predicted model, not a curated record. The coding region runs from base 1 to 576 and encodes 191 amino acids. NCBI's taxonomy places the organism in Eukaryota, Fungi, Ascomycota, Eurotiomycetes, Eurotiales, Aspergillaceae. The transcript is spliced from 3 exons.
AUGGAAUAUCUUGGCUCAGUCCGAGCCCAGGCAGAUGACCUGCCACCAUUCGAAGAAAUUACUAUCACAAAUGUCAAGAAAUUGUCCGAGAGAUCGGACCUCAAAUCCUGGAAAACCAACCCCAACCUCCUUGAUAUCAUCAGCAAACAUCAGCAUAUUCCACGACCCAUCCUCGACCACAUCAAAUAUGAGAACUGGCUGAAAUGGUCGCAGCUUACCUACCUUGCGAUCAUCAACUUGUUGCCCGACGCAGAGGACAUCGAGGUUAGGGAAUUCAUGAAGCUGUGGACGAUGCGACGGUGCCAGUUUUGUUCGCUCCAUGCCUUUGUUUCCACUUGCCGCGCUCAGGCUAGUAUCUGCAAGGAAGUUAAGAUCGGUGUCAGCUGCUGGUGGCUUCCUACCCAGUUGAUACUUCACGAGCUCAAGGGGGAGAUGCCAGACUUGGCCUAUUACAUCAACUUUGGGAUUGGUGAACAACCUCCUAAUGAACCUGAACGUAUGACGUACCGCGAGUUUGACAGAAUCGUGGGGGGUAUCCUGCAUACUUUGAACAGGGACAACCAAUCCUCCUUGUAG